Messenger RNA from Knipowitschia caucasica, 390 nucleotides. NCBI's taxonomy places the organism in Eukaryota, Metazoa, Chordata, Actinopteri, Gobiiformes, Gobiidae. The record is from the annotation of a GenBank genome assembly.
AUGUGGCUGCUCAGGCUGAUCUGUGCUGUUCUGCUGGUGCCACGGAGCAGGACGUUUGAACUUCAGGACACGAUUCACAAACUAAUCGAGGAGAACAUCCAUCUUCACGAUCAGCUGGAGAACCUGACGCAAGCUCUGAAGCAGCUCAAGAGGAUGCUGCUCCACCACUCCAACGACCGGGGACAUCAUGACAACGAAAUGCCUCACAACAAAAACAUUCCGGAGGUUUGGGAGGAAUGGUCUCGUCACGGAAUCAGUGCAGAGACUCACAUGUUUUUGGAGCAGGCUUUCUGUGGCCACGACCUCCACGGCUCGGCGCCACACGCACAAGUCCACGUCCUCCUUUUCACGCUCACACUGCUGCUUUUGUUCAGCUUUGACCAACUGUAG